This is a messenger RNA of Heteronotia binoei (common prickly gecko), 2249 nucleotides long. It is a transcript of the gene MTCH1, whose product is annotated as mitochondrial carrier 1. The record is from RefSeq and is a predicted model, not a curated record. The transcript is spliced from 13 exons. Gene Ontology annotation, cellular component: membrane; mitochondrion. The coding region runs from base 40 to 1032 and encodes 330 amino acids. NCBI's taxonomy places the organism in Eukaryota, Metazoa, Chordata, Lepidosauria, Squamata, Gekkonidae. Gene Ontology annotation, biological process: positive regulation of apoptotic process.
UAGUUAUACACGGAAGGACGCUUCCUUGUUGGUUUGGGGAUGGCGGUUGCUUCUGUUGGUCCCGGGCUGCCUACCCCUGCAGUUGGGCCGGGAGCAGGCCCAGGCCCAGUGGAGGGGGCGGACGUGCUCUUCGUGGCAUUAAGCGCCGGUUUCACGUCCCUGAGCCAUCCGCUGCUCUAUGUGAAGCUCCUUGUCCAGGUCGGGCAUGAACCUUUGCCUCCAACCAUUGGGAGAAACUUGUUGGGGAGAAAAGUAUUAUACCUACCCGGCUUUUUUACAUAUGCCAGACACAUUGUGAGAGUAGAUGGGAAAAAAGGCUUGUUCCGUGGCCUUACACCUCGAAUCAUCUCUAGCACUUUAUCAACUGUAACUCGAGGGCGAAUAAAGAAGGCUUUUCCUUUGGAGGAUAUGGAGCAUGUUUCAAACAAGGAUGAUGUGAAAACUUCCCUCAGGAAAGUGGUGAAAGAGACCUCCCAUGAGAUGAUGAUGCAGUGUGUAUCCCGGGUUAUCUCCCAUCCACUGCAUGUAAUCUCUAUGCGUUGUAUGGUCCAGUUUGUAGGACGGGAAGUUAAAUAUGGGGGUAUAUUGAGUUCCAUUGGGACAAUUUUGAAAGAAGAAGGGUUUUCGGGAUUCUUCGUGUACUAUCUCCACCAAGAAAAAAUGUAUCAUUCCAGAGGUUUAAUUCCACAUAUUCUAGGUGAUGUUAUUUUCCUAUGGUGCUGCAACCUUCUGGCUCACUUCAUUAACACUUAUGCAGUAGAUGACAACUUCAACCAAGCCUCUGUGAUCCGGAGUUACACCAAGUUUGUGAUGGGGAUUGCUGUGAGCAUGCUGACAUACCCUUUUCUUCUUGUGGGAGAUCUCAUGGCAGUGAACAACUGUGGUUUACGUGCUGGCCUCCCUCCAUAUGCUCCUGUGUUUUCCUCUUGGAUUCAUUGUUGGAGACAUUUCAGUGCUCAGGGGCAGCUGUUCAGAGGCUCCAGCUUGCUUUUCCGUAGAGCAUCCCCAUCAGCUACCUUCCUUUUUGAUUAAUCUCAUCAGGAAUGGGGGAGGCAAGCAAACUGAUAUAGAAGAAACACUUACAAACUUGCUUUGACAUUUUUUAAUUUUUGAAGUCAAAUAUGAAGAUCAAGAUUUUCUUCUCCCCAGCAGGUUGGAUUGGCUUUCUAACUGCACUGGGGCAACCAUAUAACUGUAAGAUUUUGCCAGUCAGAGGAAAGGGGCAGCUUUUCUUAGCUAGAACUUAACCUUUCUCCUGGGGUAGUGGAGGCGCAAGUUGGGGAAGCAAUAGACAAGACUGUGCACCUGUUCCAUUAGCAGUCAGGCCUCAGGAACAGAGAGCAGUUGUCUCUAGGAGACAAGGGGCAUAGUUGUCCAGAUGAUUCUGCUCUGUAUCAUAGAUCAUGUAUGUUGCUAUUCUAGAAGGAAAUUUGAUAGAUACAUGAGCUGUAUUGAUGCAGCAUUUUAAUCCAUCCUAGAAUAUUGUUGUCUCAGCUUUUAAAUGCAUGUUUUAGAUGUGCUUUUCAUCAGUUAAAUGAACUAAAGAUCCCACAAUUGAUGAUCAGUGAUGGUUUCUGAAGUAUAGUAGCUUUUUGUAGUUAUAAUACUAUGGGGAAUGUCUUAACAGGGUUGUGACACAAUCAGACAGGUUCAGGUGCUGCUAUGAACAGAUGUGUAAUGAUUUGCCCCAUCCUACUCACCCUGGUGUUUAUUUGUUGUAUUAUGUGUACUUGUGGAUGUAUUACACAAUAACUCUAAAUGCAUUUGUUUUAACUUCAACAAAGCUUGGAAAUGCUUUCUGGGACCCGAGCAAGUGUGUUAAAUUUAGUAAUGUUGCAUACAGUUAAGUGAGAGAUAACUGCCUUGCCUUUCUUCUGCAUUCUUGGUGGCCCAAGAAGAAACUGUCAUCAGCACUUUAUAUCUGGAAAACUGCAGUAAUUCCUUAAAGGAAUGUGGUCACAUUUUCCAAAUUUGGUAUCCCUAGUCUUUUUGCUUCUGGACAUUGACACUUAACUGGAUAAAUUUGUUAUGAACCUUAGAGAUCUCAUCUGUAUAGCAUAUAUGCACACGUAUUGGGCAGAUUGUGAAAUAACUCUUGUGGAACCUGAGGUAAUAGUUGUCUCUUUAACCCUUUAACUCACCAUCACUUUGAUGCUGUUUUAUGUUAAAGGUAAAUGCAUGGUCUGUUUUUGUAAUGGAUUUAAUUACAAGAUAAUUCAACUUUACUCUGAAAUAAAAUUAUGAAAAUA